CGUCUUCGUCUGGACUCUCAGCCUUCCCAGAGUUUGUAGCUGUUGGGAUGAUGGAUGGAGUUCAGAUUGGGCACUAUGACAGCAACAUCCAGGGAAUAGUCCUGAAACAGGCCUGGACGGAACAGUUCUACAGAGAUCAUCCAGGUGAACUGGAGAUGAUAACUGAAAGGGCUCUGGAUAACCAGCAGAACCUCAAGGCCAAGAUGUUGUAUUUGAAGAAGCUCUUUAACCAGACAGGAGGUGCCCACAUGGUUCAGUACGUGGUUAGUUGUGAGUGGGAUGAUGAGGAUGAUUCUACUGAUGGUUAUCUCCAGUAUGGUUAUGAUGGAGAGGACUUCAUAGCGUUGGACCUGAAGACCCUGACCUGGGUCGCUCCAGUACCUCAGGCUGUCAGCACCAAACAGAGAUGGGAUGAGGAUAAAGCUCGAUUACAAUUCAAUAAGUACUUCUUCACCAAGCAGUGUGUUGAUUGGCUGAAGAUGGGCCUGGCCUAUGGGAAGAGCACUCUGCAGAGAACAGAUCGUCCGCGGGUGUCUCUGCUACAGAGGAGCCCCUCCUCCCCAGUGGUGUGCCAUGCUACAGGCUUCUACCCUGACAGGGUGGUGGUGUUCUGGAGGAGAGACGGCCAGGAGCUCCAUGAGCAGGUGGACCCCGGGGAGGUCCUCCCCAACCACGACGGGACCUUCCAGGUCAGCGUGGACCUCAACCUCAAGGCCGUCCCACAGGAGGACUGGGGGAGGUACGAGUGUGUGGUCCAGCUGAAAGGCAUCGAGGACAUCUCCACCCCCCUGGACCCCGCCCUCAUCAGGACCAACUGGGGUUUCCUGGUCAGUGCGUCUGAUGCUGGAGUCGGAGUCACGUCUCUGUGGAUAAUCUCAUCGAGCUGUUCUUCUGAAUACAUCGAUAUGAAGGCGCUAACGGGGCUGCUGCUGUUGGUCUUUGGUCACGGUGUGUCCUCAGUGCUUCACUCUAUGCAGUAUUUCUACACGGUGUCGUCUGGACUCACAACCUUCCCAGAGUUUGUUGCUGUUGGGAUGGUGGAUGGAGUUCAGUUUAACUACUAUGACAGCAACACCCAAAGAGUAGUCCUCAAACAGGACUGGAUGGAGCAGUACACCAUCAGAGAUGACGCCGACUACCUGGACAGGACCGCUGGAAGCUAUCUGGGUGCCCAGCAGGUCUUCAAAGCCGACAUUGGGAUUCUGAAAGAGAACUUUAACCAGACAGGAGGUAUCCACUUGUAUCAGAAGAUGUAUGGUUGUGAGUGGGAUGAUGAGGAUGAUUCUACUGAUGGUUAUAGCCAGUAUGGUUAUGAUGGAGAGGACUUCAUGUCGUUUGACCUGAAGACCCUGACCUGGGUCGCUGCAGUACCUCAGGCUGUCAUCAUCACACUGAUAUGGAAUGAGGAUGAAGCUGAUUUACAAUACCAGAAGAACUACUACACCAAGGAGUGUGUUAGUGGGUUGAAGACGGCCCUGUCCUAUGGGAAGAGCACUCUGCAGAGAACAGAGCGUCCGCGGGUGUCUCUGCUCCAGAGGACCCCCUCCUCCCCAGUGGUGUGCCAUGCUACAGGCUUCUACCCUGACAGGGUGGUGGUGUUCUGGAGGAGAGACGGCCUGGAGCUCCAUGAGCAGGUGGACCCCGGGGAGGUCCUCCCCAACCACGACGGGACCUUCCAGGUCAGCGUGGACCUCGACCUCACGGCCGUCCCACAGGAGGACUGGGGGAGGUACGAGUGUGUGGUCCAGCUGAGAGGCAUCGAGGACAUCUCCACCCCCCUGGACCCCGCCCUCAUCAGGACCAACUGGGAGGACAAGAGUGGCCUCACCAUCCCCAUCAUCAUUGGGUUGCUUGUUCUCCUCCUCGCUGCUGCUGCUGCUGUUGUUGGAGUCCUUCUGUACAAGAAGAGGAACGCUUCAGACAAGGGACACAAACUAGUUGGUUCUGACACCAGCUCUGAGAACACUGAGGGGCAGAAUCCGGCUCCUGAGGCCCAACCUCUGACCACAGGUUAAAGUUAAAUCAUGAAGAGGCUUCUCACAUUCCUCUUCCUAAAGCAGGAUGGAGUGGAUCGCUGUCAUCUAUAAUCAUCACAAUCAGUUUGGGGACUUCAGCUAACUAAAUAUGCUAUGUUUGCUUAGUUACAUUAACAUUCAUACUUUAAUUUGAUAAAAAACAUAAAUCCGUAAGAAGUGUAAAUCAAUUAGAUCUCUGUAUUUGUGAUUGAUGGACUAAUCCUGCAAUCUUUCACUGACCUUUGGAAACCAUGGCAACAUGACCCCGCCAUCAAGGCCAUUUUGUUUUGGUUCUAACUGCUUAAUCUUAUAAACUUUUAAAUUAUGUUAUUGUCAAGUCAUAUUUAAGUUUCAAAUAAUGUUCAAAGAUUCUGAAUCAAGGUUUGGGAAAGUGAGAUUCUGUCAAGUUUGAAUAGAAUAAUCGUUACAUUUUCUGCUAGCUAGAGAAUUGCAUUGCUACAUAGGCUAGCACAAUCGAGCUAGGCUGCUUAAGCUUUAAUGCUUUUUGUUGUGUUUUCUGUGUUCUUUGGGGAAUUGGAUCAUAUAUACUUUGGUUAUUCUGUCAAUAAAUUACAUAAAAAUUG
Messenger RNA from Gadus morhua (Atlantic cod), 2599 nucleotides. Its product is annotated as class I histocompatibility antigen, F10 alpha chain-like. Gene Ontology annotation, cellular component: external side of plasma membrane. NCBI's taxonomy places the organism in Eukaryota, Metazoa, Chordata, Actinopteri, Gadiformes, Gadidae. The coding region runs from base 48 to 2015 and encodes 655 amino acids. The record is from RefSeq and is a predicted model, not a curated record. The transcript has 12 exons. Gene Ontology annotation, biological process: immune response.